This is a messenger RNA of Cladophialophora yegresii CBS 114405, 417 nucleotides long. RefSeq lists its product as uncharacterized. Gene Ontology annotation, biological process: mitochondrial respiratory chain complex IV assembly. Gene Ontology annotation, cellular component: mitochondrial inner membrane. The transcript has a single exon. Lineage: Eukaryota; Fungi; Ascomycota; Eurotiomycetes; Chaetothyriales; Herpotrichiellaceae. The record is from RefSeq and is a predicted model, not a curated record. Bases 1 to 417 code for a protein of 138 amino acids.
AUGCCUGUCUUUCAAGCGAAACCCUUCCGCAGCAGCGCGCAAGCAAAAGACCUCUCCGCCCGUGUUGCGACAUGGUACAGCCGCAAACAGGAUCGCAACCCCUUCCUGUGGUUCGGCCUGCCAUUUAUGACGCUUAUUGUCGGGGCUUCCUUUCUUCUUACCCCAGCCACGGCACUGAGAUACGAAAAGCACGACCGCAAGAAUAGACAAGUCACAGACGAGGAGAAACUGCAACUGGGUUUAAGAGGCGGUCCAACAGGAGACGGAGGGCUCACCUACAAUCCGCGGCGGCGAAAAGUGCUCAGGGGAGAACUUAACGAGCGAGACGAGUAUUAUAGGCUUAUGGCGAAAGAUUUGGACAGCUGGGAGCAGAAACGGGUGGAGCGCUGGAAGGGUGAACCGGAUGGUAGACUGUAA